This is a messenger RNA of Astrephomene gubernaculifera, 3584 nucleotides long. NCBI's taxonomy places the organism in Eukaryota, Viridiplantae, Chlorophyta, Chlorophyceae, Chlamydomonadales, Astrephomenaceae. The record is from the annotation of a GenBank genome assembly.
CUGCCUCCCGGCUCAUAGCCACGGCAUGCGUUAACCUGAACGCGUAGAGUUUCAUAUAUUUACCUAUCCUCAUUAUCUUCCUGGGUAUUGCUAUACAUUGCUAUUCGCCGUGACAGCUCCGCGUCCAGCGUAACAUAGCCGCUGCGAGCAUUUGAAGGAGCGUGUCCCAGUAUGGCGUUGAACUUGGAAGAGCUAGAUACAGAGCUUUCCCGAAUGCGACGGAUGGUUCAGGAAUGGGCGGAGACUCGGAUACGGUUGGCAGCAGACCGCAGGGACCAACACGCUGCAGUUAUGCAAGACCAGACAGAAAAGCUUACACAGAUGGAAGAGCGUAAGCAACAGCUCCACGUGACGGCAGAGAAGACGAACAGACGCCUGCUCAGCGAGCAGCAGGAGCUACAGAGCCUGACGGAGCAGCGGGAGAGAGCAGAAGCGGACGCCAGCACGGCAAAGCAGCGGCGGGACGCAGUUGAGGUGCAGCUGCAGCAAGAGCACAACCAACGCCUCGCUAGAUUGGCAGAGCUGGAGGCCGCUGCGAAGAAGAAGCAGCGUAAGCUUAAUAGCUACAUCCACCUGCUAACAAUGUUCCGGGACCGGCUCUGCAUGGACGUCAGGCCCCUACCAGGCGGUGGCGUGAACAUCGUCAUGACGCACGUGGACGAGAAGGACCACAGCAAGGAGUUCGUCAUUACGGUCCGCAUGGACGACAUGCGCUACUCGGCAAUCCAGUGCAACCCGCCGGUGCCGGGCGUGGAAGAACUCCUGGCAGAGAUCAACAGCACGAACAACCUGGGAAAGGCGAUCAAGGAGAUUCGGUCGCGCUUCGUCCAAAUAGCGCGCCAGUCGCAGGGGCAGUAAAGAGGCACAAGGCGGCUGUGUACAUUAGUCGCGCUUUCCUUUAGACGAAGUACCGGUAGCUUUUGCUUGCAGGAGUGUGUUUGAUGAGUUGGGUUUUAUUCAUGACGAUGCGGGACAAAAUGUGUGCAAACGUGACUUUCAGGUAUGGAGGCUGGUAAAUAGCAACCUCGAGGACCGUUUAUACGAGAUGUGAGGCGGACGUCGGUACGGUGGAAGGUGGCUAGACGCGGAUGACCAACCGCAGCAGGUUAUGCACACCGAUGUGCAAGUUUAUAUGCUAUUAUUCCGUGCACUGGAAUUCAAUUGUUAGCGGACGUGCCAGAGUGGUUUGUCUAUAAUUGCAAGACCCAUACGGUGCCCCGUUGCAGCACUGGUAGCAUCAAUUUGUCAAUCGCGUUUAUUCAGUAGCAUUGAAUAGCUUUAAGGGAGAUAAUAGGCAAAAUGCGCUGCGGAAGCUUGGCAGCGCAUGGCAGGGCGCCGUCAGUGAACUUCACGCGACCAGGGCGACCAGUCAUUGUGGCACCUACAACAGUUCUCAAUUGUCCCUCGCACGUCAAUUGCGGCCAGAAGCGGGCCAGCUCGGUGCGCGUGCAGUCUUCGAUAGAAUUUGUGGAGGGCAUUACCAAGGAGGAAGCAGCAAAGUUCGACAAAAUCGCUGCAUCCCUGGUCGCUAGGUUGGGAAAUGUACAAGACCACUCCCCAGAGGAUGAAGAUGAGGACGAGGAGCUGCUGCCUUUCGGUGCAUCGCCCGAGGAGGUGGCUGCACGGCAAGCCCGAUUGGCGCAGCGCCGCUCCACUGCCGGUAGCGGCAGCAGCAGAAGCAGCGGGAUGGGGUUGUCCCUGGCUGCCGGGCCUGACGGCUACGUUCCCCGCAGCAAGCGGCGAAGGCAAAUCCCGGACGAGUGCCUGCCCAAGGUCGCCAUCGUUGGGCGCCCAAACGUGGGCAAGUCGGCGCUGUUCAACCGCAUUGCGGGGGCGGCUGUAGCAGUGGUGUACGACACGCCGGGGGUGACACGUGACCGGCUGUACACGCGCGCAUUCUGGGGGGACAAGGACUUCAUCAUGAUUGACACGGGCGGCCUUAUGUCCGACGCCACCCGGCUGCCCCCCGACCUGCGCUCCGAGGCCAUGCGGUCCAUCUCGGCGGAGGGGCUGCCGGAGGCCAUUGAGCGGCAGGCGGCAGCAGGUGUUGCGGAGGCUGACACGGUUGUGCUGCUGGUGGAUGGCAAGGCGGGGCUGCAGUCGGGCGACGAGGAGAUUCUGUCCUGGCUGCGGUCGAACCACCCCACCAAGUCGGUGUUGCUGGCGGUCAACAAGUGUGACAACGCGGGCAAGGCGGACGAGAUGGUGGCAGACUUCUGGGGGCUGGGUCUGCAGCCACAUUCCGUGUCGGCCAUCAAUGGCAGCGGCACCGGCGAGUUGCUCGAUGAGAUGGUGCGACUGCUGCCGCCGCCGAGCAGUGGGGAGCAGGACGAGGACAAGGACAGACCGCUGGCAGUGGCGAUCGUGGGUCGACCCAACGUAGGCAAGAGCAGCCUGCUGAACGCCAUCGCGGGUGAGGAGCGCUCCAUCGUGUGUGACAUGAGCGGCACCACCCGGGACGCGGUGGACACGCGCAUCACGCUGCCGGACGGGCAGCGCCUCACGCUGAUCGACACGGCCGGCAUCCGCAAGCGCGCGAGGGUGGCGGACAGCCGCGACGGCGCGGAGGCGAUCUCGGUUGACCGAGCCAUGCGGGCGGUGCGGCGGGCGGAUGUGGCGGUGCUGGUGAUUGACGCGGUGGAGGGGAUCACGCAGCAGGACUUCCGACUCAGCGAGUUGUUCGCGUCGGAGGGCAAGGCGGUGGUGGUGGUGGUCAACAAGUGGGACCGAGUGGACCCGCAGCUGUGGACCGUGGAGAAGAUGGCGGAGAACGUGCGCACGCAGCUGCGACACGUCAGCUGGGCCAGCGUGGUGUGCACUUCGGCGAUAAAUGGUCGCCACGUGGACGACGUGUUGGAGGCGGUGCUGGAGGCGGGGGCGCAGCACGCCCGCCGUGUGCCCACCGCCACCCUCAACAUGGUGCUCAAGGAGGCGACGCAGUGGAAGUCGCCGCCCUCGCAGCGCGGCUCGGGACGCAAGGGGCGCAUCUACUACGGCACGCAGGCCGGCACGCGGCCUCCCUCGUUCGUGUUCUUCGUGAACGAUGAGAAGCUGUUUGCGGACGACUACCGGCGCUACAUGGAGCGACAGCUGCGGGACAACAUAGGUUUCCCGGGGUCCCCGCUGCGCCUCUUCUGGCGCGGGAAGCCCAAACGGGACCACCGCACCCGCCCCUCCUCGGCAUCAUCCGCUACCUCCGCCUCCUCGUGAGGGUUCUCGGCGCCGCAGGGGUGUACUGUGUAACAGGAAUACACAUGGUUAGGGCGCGCUGUGCUUGUGGACGGCACCUUGAGAUGCAGGCUAAGAUGAGCGAUGGAAGGGCAGGGUAGGAGCUGGCGUGUAUGAUGGUGGCAUAGGCCGCGUGGGGCGAUGCGAGUGUGUACUGCGCGUCUAACCCGUGUACAGAUGUACGGCUGUUGCGGCUGGAAGGGACAUGCAGGCCGGGCGGGUUCGGGUGUUGUCGAUGGCCAUGCAUACGGCUUGGCUCCACUGGCUGAUACAAAGUUACUGCAAGCAUAACUGCCGCUGGCGGUAACGCAUCAUGCGAACGCAUCAUGUGUAACAUUCUGUCGCUAUAAACUAAA